AUAUGCUUUGUUUUUAAUUUCUUCAUCUGUCAGUCUCUCCCUUCAUUUUAAGCAACAUAUAAUUCAAGAAAUUUGGGUAUUGUUUCACAUUUUUGUAACUUGUACGUACACUAAUUAAUUAAAUCUAAGUGAUGUUAAGAGCAAUGAGUACACGAAGGGACUAUAGAGGAUAUGGAGUAUUGAUUAAGGAAGAUCAGGAGGAGAUUUGUGCUCCAAUAUUGGGAAAGCCUAAAUUGAGCAGAAACAGAACAGUUCCUGCUGCUACUAAAUUCUUUAGCUCUUCAUCAAAGAAGGUCACAUCUGAGGACAAUUUCCGGGAGAGUGCUCAGGUAAAGGGAGCGAAAAAAGCGAGCAAAAUUCACCCGAUUUUCAGUCUAUUUGAAACGAAGAAGAAGAAGAAGGCAACUGCUAGGCCUGAAUUCUCGAGGUACAUUCAGUAUCUUAGAGAGGGAGGUUUUGGUGAUGUAUUGCAGAUUUAGUACUUCCUGCAAAUCCAACAAUAUUGCUGCAGUAAUGUGAGAUUAAACUUGCCGGGUUUUUUUAAUUUUGGAGGUGAUCAUGACCAUGUUGUUCUUGUCAAAAUUUGUAUAUGGAAUGUAACAGAUCAUGAUUUUGGAAUGUUGGCUUGUUUGCUAUUUUUCUUUAAAA
Molecule: messenger RNA, 648 nt
Organism: Solanum tuberosum (potato)
Lineage: Eukaryota; Viridiplantae; Streptophyta; Magnoliopsida; Solanales; Solanaceae
Exons: 1
Coding region: 132-479 (115 amino acids)
Source: RefSeq, a predicted model, not a curated record